Callorhinchus milii (elephant shark) is the source of this 719-nucleotide messenger RNA. RefSeq names its product transmembrane protein 141 (gene tmem141). The record is from RefSeq and is a predicted model, not a curated record. NCBI's taxonomy places the organism in Eukaryota, Metazoa, Chordata, Chondrichthyes, Chimaeriformes, Callorhinchidae. The transcript is spliced from 6 exons. The coding region runs from base 319 to 699 and encodes 126 amino acids.
AUGUCUCAGCCAAUCUCACUCACCUUGCAGCACAGUGGUCUGUCUAACUCUGCAACUCAUGAGGUAUGCCACGAUACAAGUCUGAAAUGAGUUUGACAAACCCCUUCACCCCCCCCCCCAGCUUUUACAAUGACUGGAUUAUAAACCUUGCUCACAUUGAACACACACACACACACACAGUUCUUUGACCACUUGACUCCUCUUUAAGUGACGCAUGCUGAAAGCGCUUUCGGUUUCGUUCCCUUCAGGAGCUAAAAGAAAGCAGUUUCAUAAUUGGUGCCAGACCCCGCCUGUUCCUGUUCCUAUUCUCGUUCCCCGAUGGUGAAUUUGGGACUCAGCAAAGUGCAGCCCUCGGUAGCAGCCAAACACCCGGGUAUUGAGGAAUAUGCCGCCUGCCAGUCACACGCGUUCCUGAAGGGCACUAUGACGUUUGUAUUAGGGGCCAGUGGCUGUUUCAUUGUCCAGCGGAUGUUGAGUAAGAAGUUUGCUUUACCUCUGCAUUGGAGCAUUUUACUAUCAGCAGUGACCGGAUCCCUGGCGAGUUAUGCAGUGACUCGGGUUGAAACGCAGAAGUGCUCCAACCUGUGGGUUUACCUGGAGACCGGGAGAAUGCCUGGGAGCUCUCAGCCAGGUCAAACGGACACCCGGGAAAGCUGGGGUGGAGCGGAGAAAUAUGUGGGCGGCGACAUCGUGAAGUAAAGCCGCUUCGUUGACUUCUC